Rhododendron vialii is the source of this 1503-nucleotide messenger RNA. Its product is annotated as F-box protein At1g30200-like. The coding region runs from base 197 to 1114 and encodes 305 amino acids. NCBI's taxonomy places the organism in Eukaryota, Viridiplantae, Streptophyta, Magnoliopsida, Ericales, Ericaceae. The record is from RefSeq and is a predicted model, not a curated record. The transcript has 3 exons.
CUCAUCUCUCUCACUGUAUCUGUAUCUCUUUCUCAAGCUCUGAUCUUAUUCACAAGGUAAUCAACAUUACUGGUAAUCCUGUGCAUGAGCGAGUUUAGUAGAGUAUUCCCGCAUCGAUUACACCGUAUAAGUGGCAGAAAGCAAAAUCCAAACAAGGAGUAAUACAAAUUUUGAAAAGUUUAUUGAUUCGGACUAAAUGAGCAGCUCAGAAGAACACGACUUUUAUUCGGAUCCACUCCACACCCUACUACCAGAAGAAAUCCUCCGUUUAAUCCUCUCCAAAAUUUCCGACCCGAAAACCCUCCUCGUAUCUUCUCUCAUUUCCAAGCGGAUCGCAUCCAUUCUCUCCCAUUCCGAAUCCCUUUCUGUCCGAUUCCCGACCCGGAUUUCAUGCCCUGGCGAUCUCUUCCUUCGUCUGACUAAGCUGCUCCGAAUAUUCAACGGCGUUCGUUCUCUCCGCAUUGAGCUGCCUUGCUCCUGCUACCUCUCCUCCGACGAACACACAGAUGAUGUUUUUAAGUGGAACGCUAAGAUUUGUAUCGGAUUUGGGAUAUUCACCUUUUUCUGCUCGAAAUCGGUGAGUAAAAUCGACGAUGAAGUGGAAGCGGAAGAGGAGGAAGAGGAAAAAGUAGAUGUAGAUGAUUUUCAUAUACCUACAGAGAUAAUUGGGCCAGUGCUUUGUGCAACUAGCAUGCAUCACCUGAUCUUGCUUCUUAUUUGGCAGCAUCCGAAGCUUGACAGUUUGGAGUUGACAGAUUCAAAGAGACACGGGAAGCUUAGUCUCCGAGGGACAGAGCUUGUUAAUUUGAGGAGGCCUAUGCUGUUGGAUUCGCUGCCGCCGCAGAAGAAUGUUAAGUACUUCAUUGGGGGUCCCUUUGGGCAUCAGAAGGUAUGGUACGUGCCGAAGCUGCGACUACCUUUGUCGGGGUUUGUGAUGAAGGAGGUGAAUUUAGUGGCGUUUAUAGGGGAUGUAGUCGCCAACGGAAAUGGGGGUGCCGAUGCGGAGGACAAUGCUUCAUUAGAUGGUGGUUUUGAGGACGAUGUAGAUGGCAUUUUUGGUGAAGCUAUUAGUGAGAUUGUCACUAAACAUCGUUUCAGGGCGACUAACUUUUAGGAGUAAUUAUUCACAACUUUUGGAGCUUCAGCCGAACAAUGCACGAUGGACUAUGGUGAACUUCUCCACAGCUCGACUAUAGUUUUGACAUAUGGAUAUGGAUGCUUUUUUGUUGGGACGUCAAGAUCGUGGUAAACUUCUCCACUGCUCAUGUAGACUUUUUGGCAUAUGGAUGCUUCUUGGCUGGACGACGACUAUUGGUGUAUAAACCUUAUAUAUUAUGUUGCAAAGAUUUAGGUUAUUUGGAAUGUAUUUGUGUAAUACCGUGAUGGCUAUGCCACCAUGAUUAUGCAUGUAUAGUUGAAUAUUGUGUGAUUAUGGCAAAUGGUCGGGACAUCAAACGAUGAUUUUGGAUUUGAUAUCUAUGAUUGUUAAAGCUUUAAGACUUA